Molecule: messenger RNA, 1376 nt
Organism: Octodon degus (degu)
Lineage: Eukaryota; Metazoa; Chordata; Mammalia; Rodentia; Octodontidae
Gene: Qdpr
Product: quinoid dihydropteridine reductase
Exons: 7
Coding region: 61-795 (244 amino acids)
Biological process (GO): tetrahydrobiopterin biosynthetic process; L-phenylalanine catabolic process
Cellular component (GO): cytoplasm
Molecular function (GO): 6,7-dihydropteridine reductase activity; NADPH binding; NADH binding
Source: RefSeq, a predicted model, not a curated record
GGGCGGGGCGGGCUGAGCGCAGCUGGGUCUGCAGGCGCGGCGGGUGGGACGGGCAGCAGCAUGGCGGCGACGGCGGCGGCGGGCGAGGCGCGCCGGGUGCUGGUGUACGGCGGCAGGGGCGCGCUGGGCUCGCGAUGCGUGCAGGCCUUCCGGGCCCGCAACUGGUGGGUUGCCAGCAUCGACGUGGUGGAGAAUGAGGAGGCCAGCGCCAGCGUUGUUGUUAAGAUGACAGACUCCUUUACUGAGCAAGCUGACCAGGUGACCGCCGAGGUUGGAAGACUCCUGGGUGAAGAGAAGGUGGAUGCGAUUCUUUGCGUGGCUGGAGGCUGGGCCGGGGGCAAUGCCAAGUCCAAGUCUCUUUUUAAAAACUGUGACAUGAUGUGGAAACAAAGCCUGUGGACAUCCGCCAUCUCCAGCCACCUGGCCGCCAAGCACCUCAAGGAAGGAGGCCUCUUGACCUUGGCCGGGGCCAAGGCUGCCCUGGACGGGACUCCUGGGAUGAUCGGCUACGGCAUGGCCAAGGGUGCUGUCCACCAGCUGUGCCAGAGCCUGGCGGGGAAGAACAGUGGCUUGCCGCCCGGGGCCGCCGCCAUCGCCGUGCUCCCGGUUACCCUGGAUACCCCGAUGAACAGGAAGUCGAUGCCUGAGGCUGACUUCAGCUCCUGGACACCCUUAGAGUUCCUGGUUGAAACCUUCCAUGACUGGAUCACAGGGAAAAACCGACCCAGCUCAGGAAGCCUGAUCCAGGUGGUAACCACAGAAGGAAGGACGGAGCUUACCCCUGCGUAUUUCUAAGCUUCUUCGCUGUGCCCAGGAAGAGCUUCCAGAGGAGCCACUAACCUGUCUCCGUAUGCCCGCGCCCAGCCCUGUGUGUCCUGUUGUCCUGUCUGUGGUUCAAGGUGGCAAGUCCGGUUUCUGCUCACCUUCUGUGCGUCUGUUUUGGACAUCAUAAUAAUGUGUUUAGAGGAGCUGGCAGGUGCGACAGGAGGUGGCAUUCGCACGGACAGACAGCCGAGGAGGUCUCCGAGUGACCCAUCCACAUUGGUGCCGGGUUGGAUUGCUCUUGAGACUCAUCUGCCCCUGACAGCGCCAUCAUCUUCAUGAGCGUGGUGACAUGUUGCUAUUUGGGGCCUUUUGAGGGCCAGGUUACCCUUGAAUGUCACAUUUGUGUUGUAGAUAUAGUUUUAGUGGCCUUGAAUUAAACUGCCUUAAAACUGUCUUUGUGGUGUGAGCAAAACAUCCUGUAGACCCUGUCCAGGUGUUGUGUUUUGUGUGCAGUUGCCAACUGCCCCUGGUCAGGUGCUCUGUGCAUGAGAGAACUGCUUGGGAGUCUCCGGAGUGGUUUUUUCUCAUCCAAAUAAAUGUACUUCGCUCAA